AUGACCGGCGUAGCGGUAGACAUAUUUAUUGGAGCAAUUCCUCUCUUUGGAAGCUAUCCUUUUGCAUUGGGCUACCUGUUGCUACCAAAAUCCACUCCAGCACUAUGGCGCCACAUAUACACAAUAGUUGCAGCCUUCUUCCUAGUCGUAUUGGUCUUUGAACAAAUCACAUUCAUCAAAAUGAUUUCCAUGAGCUUGUUGACGUACCAGAUAUUGAAUUUCUACAAGAGCACCAGUGGCGUUAUGCCAAUUCAUGUGCCCAUCGUGAUAUUCUUCGGGAAUAUGGGGUAUUUGAGCUGGAACUUAUUGUCUUCUCAAAUCCUGCAUUCUGAGACAACGACGUUUGAUCAGACUAUACCGUUAAUGGUAUUGACCAUCAAACUCACUUCGUUUGGAUGGGCUGUGUAUGAUGGAACUCGACCUGAGGAGAGUCUGUCUGCAGAACAAACGAAAUUUGUCAUUAAAGAACUGCCAGACCUGUUAGAAUACAUGGGCUACCUCUUCUUUUUCCCGAGUUUCAUGGUUGGACCUGCUAUUGAAUUGCGGGAUUAUCAGGCGUUUAUUCAUGGAUUGGCACCGUUUGACAAACGACCAAGCACCCUUGUGCCGACUCUUAAAAAAUUGGGUGUUUGUAUAGUGUAUAUGGUUGUGUAUCUUACGUGCUUGUCGAGGGUACCGAUAUCGUUCACCAAGACACCCGAGUUUGCUGCCAAUUGGCUGCCUGUAAAGUUUGCUUACGUAUUCGUAGCUGGAUUUGUCCAGAGAUUUAAAUAUUAUACAGCUUGGUCUCUCACCGAUGGAUCUAGCACACUAGUAGGAUUCGGAUACUCUGGCUUCAACCCCAAAACAAACAAACACGAAUGGCUCCGCGCCAGAAACGUAGACGUAUACGGCCUCGAACUAGCCGAAAACAUGCGAGGACUGUUAGAAUCCUGGAAUAUGAAAACCGCAAACUGGCUACGCUCCAGUGUAUACCUGCGUCUCAUGUCCUUUGGCAAAGAAUACGCCUUCCUAGCCACAUUUGCCACAUUCAUCACAUCUAGUUUUUGGCACGGCUUUCAUCCAGGCUACUACCUGACCUUUGCGAGUGGAUCGCUUGUGACCAUGGUAGCGAGACUAUCUCGAAGACAUUUACGGCCGCUGUUUAUGUCACCGUCUAAAUGGAGUGUGUAUAAACCGAUAUAUGACUGGGUUGGAUGGUUUUGUACAGUCAUGGUGGUGGACUAUAUCGUGAUUCCAUUCAUACUGUUUAGACUGGAUGAUUCGAUAACGGCUUGGAAGGCACUGUACUUUAUACCGCAUGUAGGGAUGAUUGUGUUUGUAGCUGGGUUUGAGUGGUUGGCGUGGGGCAAGUAUUGUAAACAGCUGGGGAAGAGUCUUGGUGUGGAAGAGGGUGUAGGUAGAGAUGGACCUUUGGUGAAGAAACUGUCUGAAUCUCAUGCGCAUAAGCAUGGAAGUGUAAAUGGCAUUGUGGCUGCAAACGGACUCAAGAAGGUGAAAUAG
Synchytrium microbalum is the source of this 1503-nucleotide messenger RNA. RefSeq lists its product as uncharacterized. Gene Ontology annotation, cellular component: endoplasmic reticulum; membrane. The transcript is spliced from 6 exons. Gene Ontology annotation, biological process: glycerophospholipid biosynthetic process; lipid modification. Lineage: Eukaryota; Fungi; Chytridiomycota; Chytridiomycetes; Synchytriales; Synchytriaceae. The record is from RefSeq and is a predicted model, not a curated record. Gene Ontology annotation, molecular function: 1-acylglycerophosphocholine O-acyltransferase activity; 1-acylglycerol-3-phosphate O-acyltransferase activity. The coding region runs from base 1 to 1503 and encodes 500 amino acids.